AAUAUUCGAAGUGUUGUCGCGUUUAUUUCGAAGCACUCGCGUUCUUUUCUAUAAUUCAAACAAGUCACCUAGGCAAUUCUAAGUGACAUAUCGCGCAUCCUUAAGUGUAAUUUUUUAGAACAAUUUUAUUUUGUUAGAAAUCAGGAAAAUGUCGCGCAUUUCGUACGUACUCGUUAUACUGGCCUGCUUAAAUGGCUGGUGCGCUGCAAGUUUUCAACUGAAAGUCGAUAUGCCAAAGUUGCCUAAUAUCACGCCAUUGACUGCUCUACCGCCUGGUAUACCUACUUGCGUUGGCACUAAUUCAGAUCUCAAUGCAUGCAUUAAGAAUGGACUGAAAGAGAUAAAACCACGUCUUAAGAGUGGCAUUCCUGAAUUAAGUAUACCACCCCUGGAUCCCUUGGUCUUAGGAAGCCACAAGGUGGAAAUGACUGACGAUUUCGCAAAAGGCUACUUGAACGUACACAAUCUGAUCAUAAAGGGCAUAAGUGAGAGCACCGUGGAUACGCUAAAUCUUGAAAUGCAAGGCGAUCACGUGAAGUUGCAAGUGACUACGAAAACACCAAGCAUUGAGAAACAAGGCGCUUUCCAAGGCGAAUUGACGGCAGAAGGUUUGAAUCUGAAACCUGAGGGGCAAUUCACUAGCAAAUUGACUGAUUUGCAGCUGGACAUCGAGGCAGAAGGUGAUCUCACAGAGCGUGAAGGUCAUAAAUACUUGCAGUUGAAGUCAUUCAAUGUUAUACCGCAAAUCGGUGAUUUGGAAUUCAAUGCCGACAAUAUAGUACCAGAUAAAGGCUUAAAUACAGUUAUUUUGGCUGUUAUAAAUUCACAUUGGCCUACAUUCUAUAAAUUACUGGUAAAAGAAACGCGCACAACUUGGGAACCCAUUGUUUUGUUCGUAGCUAAUGCAUAUUUGACCGCUGUGCCAUUUGACUUGUUCAUUGAUGCGCCUUAAGAGAGUACCUUACUAAAGCACAUAUUGGUAUAUAAUGCUUUUAUAAAUAUUCUAUAUGUAUUUAAUCGAAAUGAAUGUAAACGUUGUUAAUAAAGGAGUUCUGCAAUAAUAAA
Messenger RNA from Bactrocera dorsalis (oriental fruit fly), 1065 nucleotides. RefSeq names its product circadian clock-controlled protein daywake. The record is from RefSeq and is a predicted model, not a curated record. Bases 149 to 952 code for a protein of 267 amino acids. The transcript is spliced from 4 exons. NCBI's taxonomy places the organism in Eukaryota, Metazoa, Arthropoda, Insecta, Diptera, Tephritidae.